AUGGCUCCAAUCCUCACCUCCAACCCAGCCCUCACACUGGUUCCUGAGCCUCUGAGCCCGGCCAGCUUCGCCCAAUUCGGCACAGCAAUUCAAUCGCCUCUACCACGCGACCUUAGCGUUGCCGUUCAACCGUCUUCUCUGCCCCCAAACCCGCAUACCCCGACGCCCAUUCUCGCAAACCAAAACUCAGCCCUCAAAUUCAGCCCUAUCUCGCCUAUGCUGGACAACUACAAGAAUGGGCCAAGCGGCACACCCUCUGAAACAAGAUUGACCAUGUUCUGCUGCUUCCCGCGCAAACUCCGCAGUAUCACAGCCACCAACCAACCCGAGAAAGAAGCCUUCGAUGUUCGCAUUCUAGAGCGCCACCCAUACACCCACCAAACUUUCAUUCCUACCGAUCUAUCGAGCCAUUCUAAGGUCGGAAAUGGCGAGGAAGAACCCGUUUUCCUGGUCGUUGUUGCGCCCACACUUAAGGGUGAAACCGCUACCGCGAAGAACCAAGCAGGCGAACUUAUUACAAUUCGCGAUCCGCCCGAUCUGCAUAACGCAAAGGCUUUCAUUGGACGAGGUGGUCAGUCCGUUACGUAUGCUGCUGGCACUUGGCAUGCGCCUAUGGUCGUGCUUGGCCCGCGCCGCGUGGAUUUCGUUGUCGUGCAGCACGUCAAUGGUGUUGAUGAUGAGGAUUGUCAAGAGGCGGCAUUCGGCGAAGGUAUUAAUGUUAAUCUUGGGUACAAGGGUCAGUAUGGCCGGAAAGAGCUGAAGGGGCCAAAGCUUUGGACAGCAGCGAAGCUCUAG
This is a messenger RNA of Penicillium waksmanii, 795 nucleotides long. RefSeq names its product ureidoglycolate hydrolase. The record is from RefSeq and is a predicted model, not a curated record. The transcript has a single exon. Gene Ontology annotation, biological process: allantoin catabolic process. Bases 1 to 795 code for a protein of 264 amino acids. Lineage: Eukaryota; Fungi; Ascomycota; Eurotiomycetes; Eurotiales; Aspergillaceae. Gene Ontology annotation, molecular function: ureidoglycolate hydrolase activity; ureidoglycolate lyase activity.